AUGCAACGUCCCGGUUUAGAGUUUGGUUGCUCUCGGGAAAUGUUCUCGUACGGGAAGUGGGAAUGUUAUUUACAGUUUGCUGAAGAAUCCAGUAGUGUAUUCUUGAUAAUAUGUACGUCAGAUCAUGUUCUAUUCUGGAAAUGCUAUUGUAUGUGGGAAAUUGAUAUCUACUUGUUAGCGAUGCCCGAAAUUAAAAUAGUUCCACUUGGUGCGGGACGAGACGUUGGUAGAAGUUGUAUCUUGGUAUCCAUUGGCGGUAGAAAUGUAAUGCUUGACUGUGGUAUGCAUAUGGGUUAUUCCGAUGAACGACGAUUUCCUGAUUUCUCUUUUAUUAGUGGUGGUGGGUCUUUAACGGAAUUCGUUGAUUGUGUCAUCAUAACUCACUUUCAUUUGGAUCACUGUGGCUCGCUUCCUCAUAUGAGUGAAGUUGUUGGCUACGAUGGGCCAAUUUAUAUGACGUAUCCAACCAAAGCAAUUGCACCUGUGUUAUUGGUAAUCGCGAUAAAUAUACAUGAGAAAAUCGAUGUAGAUAAUGAAUUAUCGAUACGAGCUUUUUAUGCGGGUCAUGUGCUUGGUGCUGCAAUGUUUCAAAUUGUGGUCGGCUCUGAAAGUGUUUUAUACACAGGAGAUUUUAAUACAACACCUGAUCGACAUCUGGGUGCUGCGCGUGUUGAACCAGGCCUCAAGCCUGACAUACUAAUAUCAGAAAGCACUUAUGCGACAACCAUACGAGAUUCAAAACGUGCUCGCGAACGAGAUUUUUUGAAAAAGGUUCAUGACACUGUAUCGAAUGGUGGAAAGGUCUUAAUCCCGGUUUUUGCUCUUGGUCGUGCACAAGAAUUAUGUAUUUUACUAGAAUCGUACUGGGAGCGGAUGAAUCUGAAGUACCCAAUAUUUUUCUCACAGGGAUUAGCAGAGAAAGCUAAUCAGUAUUAUCGCUUAUUUAUCAGUUGGACAAAUGAAAAGAUCAAGAGAACAUUUGUUGAACGAAACAUGUUUGAUUUCAAGCAUAUUAGACCCUUCGAGCAAUCUUAUAUUGACAGUCCUGGUCCAAUGGUACUUUUCAGCACGCCGGGCAUGUUGCAUGGUGGGCAGUCUUUACGAGUUUUUACAAAAUGGUGUUCAGAUGAGAAAAAUUUAAUCAUCAUGCCUGGCUUUUGCGUUGCUAAUACGGUUGGAGCGAAAAGGGAAAUUAAUUUGGGAGUCGAAUAUAUGUCAUUCAGUGCGCAUGCUGACGCGAAAGGCAUAAUGCAGCUUAUCCGUGAUUGUCAACCAAGAAAUGUUAUGUUUGUGCAUGGUGAAGAUGCAAAAAUGGAGUUCUUAAAAGAAAAAGUAGAGAAGGUAUUCAAACCGGCAAAUGGUGAAACAGUUACAAUUGAAACUCCUUUAAAUAUAUGUCUGAAUAUUCCCGUGCAAAUAAUAGAUCGAUGUAUUAAUUUGGAUCCCACACCAAGCAAGCGCUUUUGUCCUUUCCGUGCUUUCUUGGCUAUGGAUAAACAGACAAAUCAGUUGGAAGUUAUGACACCAGAAGCAGCAGCACGACAGCUGGGCAAAUGCUUGCAUACUAUUGCCUUUGGUGAAACUGUAGAGGUUGAUCAUGUAAAUUGGAAAGUUUUUGCUGCUAAAUUGAAAGUAUACGAUCCUAAUUUGCAAGUGAAAGAGGAUGGUAUAGAAAUGUUUAAUGGUGAGGUCACAUUGAUAUCAAUACCGGGUGAUUCAAAACAUGUGAAAGUAGUCUGGGAUGAAAUUCGUGAAAAAUGGUCUGAAGAAAUUAUCACUGCACUUAAGGAAAAAGCACAUUCUUUCCAAGGCUCUUAA
Messenger RNA from Acanthocheilonema viteae, 1818 nucleotides. The record is from the annotation of a GenBank genome assembly. Lineage: Eukaryota; Metazoa; Nematoda; Chromadorea; Rhabditida; Onchocercidae.